Molecule: messenger RNA, 1235 nt
Organism: Cynoglossus semilaevis (tongue sole)
Lineage: Eukaryota; Metazoa; Chordata; Actinopteri; Pleuronectiformes; Cynoglossidae
Product: ubiquitin-conjugating enzyme E2 G1-like
Exons: 6
Coding region: 158-667 (169 amino acids)
Source: RefSeq, a predicted model, not a curated record
AGCUGAACCUAGUGUCAAAACACUGUGGGAAACAGAAGCAGCAGUAACAGAUAGUGCCGCGCUGCCUCUCUUUGCGAAUUCAGCUUAACUUCAAUUCGCUGUUUUUCUCUGAUUGUGUUUGUCGACAGUUAGUGCUAUCCAAUCACGUCCUCGUACCAUGACCGAACAAUCAGCGCUACUUCUUCGAAAGCAACUGGCAGAGCUCAACAAAAAUCCUGUGGAGGGCUUUUCAGCUGGCUUGAUCGAUGAUGAUGACAUAUACAAAUGGGAAGUCGUGAUCAUCGGUCCUCAAGACACUCUUUUUGAAGGAGGGUUUUUCAAAGCAUACCUUACCUUUCCCUAUGAUUAUCCACUGCGACCUCCAAAGAUGAAGUUCAUCACUGAAAUCUGGCAUCCAAAUGUGGCAAAGAACGGGGAUGUUUGUAUUUCAAUUCUCCACGAACCAGGAGAAGAUAAGUUUGGUUAUGAAAAGCCGGAGGAGCGCUGGCUUCCAAUCCACACAGUAGAGACAAUCAUGAUUAGUGUCAUCUCAAUGCUUGCAGACCCCAACAGUGAUUCGCCCGCUAAUGUGGACGCUGCUAAAGAGUGGAGAGAGGAUCCAAACGGGGAAUUUAAGAGGAAGGUUGCUCGCUGUGUAAGAAAAAGUCAAGAGAUGGCAUUUGAUUAGACUCAGUUGUAAAUUCCAGGUUAAAGGAUACCUUCAGACGGAAAAUUUCAGCAAAAGGCUUUUGCACCCCAUGUUUUGCCAGUCACAGGAAGUGGUCGACAUCGACCACGUCAUUUCGAACGGUUGUCGAUUUCCGCAAAAUGAGCCAAUUUGAAGAAAAACCUACCAGCGAAAUUUACCUGUUUCCUACCUGGAACUGUAUAUUUAAUUUUAUUUAUUUUCCAAAACAAAAUAAGAUGUAAAAUAUGUCACUACUGUAAAUUAACUUGCUUUUUUAUCUGCUGCUGAACAGUUUCUACUUUAUACCAGGUUUCUUAUGCAAUUAAUGGUCAAGGUUGUGUAAAACAAAACAAAACACCCGUUUGGCCAUUGGGUCAUCAGCCAUCCUCCUGGUUCAUGUCAGCCCCCAUCAUUUUGUCAUGUAAAAUAUGUUUUCUCUAGUCAACACAGUCAGUGAGUCACCGUUCCUUUUUGUGGGCUUCACUUUUCCACACCUUGUUAGUUAAGAAUGGCAAGAUGAAAAUUGGUGUUGGUUUGGAAGUUUGCUUGUUUUUUUGUUUCCUAGUUU